This is a messenger RNA of Drosophila rhopaloa, 582 nucleotides long. RefSeq lists its product as uncharacterized. The record is from RefSeq and is a predicted model, not a curated record. The transcript is spliced from 3 exons. NCBI's taxonomy places the organism in Eukaryota, Metazoa, Arthropoda, Insecta, Diptera, Drosophilidae.
AUGGCAUCAGUGCGGUCAUCGCUUUUUCCUGACGAUGAUUGGGAUAAGGAGAAGAAGUCCUUAAGGGUCGAGCGAGCAUGUUCUACUCGCUACCAAACAACGGUGGGCAUCGCAUUUGGGAGGCAAACUAGAAAAUUGGAUAUUCCGAUCCAUGACAAGCGAUCUUUGUUGGGCAAGAAUGUGAAACGUCACCACGACGAUCAGCAGUGUACAGGGGACUUUGAUGAAAAAUAAAAUAGCCGGUACUUCACAUACAAGCCCAAGUAUGACGAUCGCGAUAUUUGUCUAAAAGAUCCAAGCUAAACCAAAUUUAUUGUUCCUUUACUAUUUACCUGUAAAACGCGCUUGAAAGUAGAUACACUCCGAUAUAAUCGCCGGCUUAAAAAUGAAAUCUCAAAACUAAUCGACUACCAAAAUAACGCUCUGGAAGCAGCCUACUUUGUUAAAGUGAUGUCAUACACCACACUGUGGCCAACCUAUCAUAGUAAUAUGAAAAUAGACAAUACUGGCCGAAAAUUUUACCGGCUGUCGGAAAGGGAACAGACCCGUUUUGACUUUAUUUUGACACAUGACUUCUCCUGA